ACACCCCUCACUUUUUAUUCCCUUAAUUCUCACAUUUCCCCCUGUCAUUCCCCUAAUCGCGAGAUCCAGCUGCAGAUCCCGCAAAUCAAGAACACGCCUUCGCCUCAUAUAUCAAUCAAAUCGUGCAAACCAAACCCUAAUUUCAUUAAAUCCUCUGUAUAUUUCUAGUUUUGGAACAAUUUGUUGGUUUAAAGCUAUCUAUGUUUGGAGGUCAUGUGACUGUUCCUGUUAACAGUCCACAUCUAAGGAAGUCUGGAAGUAGACAGUUGUUUUCGGAGCUCGAGACAAGUGAAAUGAAGGGUGCCGGCAGCACACAGUUGGCGGCUGCUGCGAUGUUACCGUCUCCGGUUUUGCUGUGGAGGCUUAAGGUGAUGCUGUUCUUUUUAUGGGGAUUCAGCUGUUGCAAGAUUAGUUGGGAUUCUGUCAUGAGGAUGAGUUUGGACCUGCGAGAUCUUUUUCUUUAUGAGGCUUUUCUGUACUACAAUCCUCUUCUUCUUGUGACAGCUGCAGUUUGGUUUUGGGGCGCAAAUUUAUGGGUGUUUUCUCAGUCUAACGUCAAUUAUUCCAAGAUUUUUGACCUCGAUCAGAAUCAUCUUACUCAUAAAGAAAUAUGGAAGGUCGCCACAUGGAUGACAAUUAUUGUUCCAACGAGCAUGACCUCAUAUCUGUAUCUAUAUUCUCAUGGUGAAGUCUCAUGGGCUGCAUCUCAACCAGUACUCUUAUACACUGCCGUUGCAAUCAUCUUGAUAUUCCCCUUUGAUAUAUUUUAUUUGUCAUCGCGUUUCUUCUUGUUAAGGACGCUUUGGAGAAUAGUAUUCCCUUUUCAGGCAAUAGCAUUUGCUGAUUUUUUCGUGGCUGAUAUAUUGACCUCAAUGUCAAAGGUCUUUUCAGAUUUGGAACGUUCUGUUUGUAGAAUGGUUCAUAGGCAGGUGGCAACGAUUGCUUGGUUUGAAGCUGAUUCUGUUUGUGGCAGUCAUUCUGUUGCUAUUCCUAUUGUUCUUGUAUUGCCUUACAUAUUUCGGCUGUUUCAGUGUUUAAGGCAAUACAAGGACACCAAGGAAAAAACUUCUCUACUAAAUGCAUUGAAGUAUUCAACUGCUGUACCGGUGAUUUUUCUUUCUGCGUUGAAGUAUCAUGUGUUCCCUGAUAAUUGGAUUAACUUCUACCGGCCUCUCUGGUUACUCUCAAGUUUUUUGAAUUCUUUGUACUCGUUUUACUGGGAUAUCACUCGAGAUUGGGAUUUAAGCGGCUUUACUCGGAUCUUCAAGUUCACCAAACCACAUCUCGUCUCACAAUUGAUUUACGGACAAAAUUGGGUAUACCUUUGGGUGAUAGGUAGCAAUCUGAUAUUAAGGUGCACUUGGACAUACAAGUUAUCAGCCCAUCUUCGCCAUAAUUACUUGACGGUUUUUGCAAUUACGGCAUUGGAGAUUUUCCGCAGAUUCCAAUGGGCUUUUUUCCGGGUGGAAAACGAGUGGAACAAAAUGAACUCUAAACAAAAUGUUCAGAUGCAAGACAUAUCAGGUGAAGAAGAAAAACUACUCAACUUGAACAAUCACAAUGUAUAGACAGACAUAUAUUUGACCCACCAUAUCAUAUUUGACCUACGGACGUUAUUCGGUCGGAUUGAGUUCUUGUUUCUUAUUUUUUCAAUAUUUGGUAAAACUUGGUUUUUGUAUCUUUGAUUUUGGAGAAAUCGUAACUAGGCUGGCUUAGUCAAGA
Molecule: messenger RNA, 1722 nt
Organism: Helianthus annuus (common sunflower)
Lineage: Eukaryota; Viridiplantae; Streptophyta; Magnoliopsida; Asterales; Asteraceae
Product: SPX and EXS domain-containing protein 1
Exons: 14
Coding region: 201-1568 (455 amino acids)
Cellular component (GO): membrane; cytoplasm
Source: RefSeq, a predicted model, not a curated record